Molecule: messenger RNA, 201 nt
Organism: Marchantia polymorpha subsp. ruderalis
Lineage: Eukaryota; Viridiplantae; Streptophyta; Marchantiopsida; Marchantiales; Marchantiaceae
Source: the annotation of a GenBank genome assembly
AUGACCCUCGUAUCAGAUAUUAAACUGAUAAGAACAGAUACUACACUUGAUCUUAGCCAAAAGGCCGAGAAAGGUAUACUUCCCAAGUUCAUCGGGCAUUUUAUGUACAUGGAAUGCCCCAUCCCCUUCUCACUAGACUCAUGGGCUUUAUUGAAAGUUGCAGUCUUUGGUGGCAGGUGGGACGCUCUGCUGCGUCUGUAG